This is a messenger RNA of Glossina fuscipes, 3947 nucleotides long. Its product is annotated as inhibitor of Bruton tyrosine kinase. The record is from RefSeq and is a predicted model, not a curated record. NCBI's taxonomy places the organism in Eukaryota, Metazoa, Arthropoda, Insecta, Diptera, Glossinidae. Gene Ontology annotation, molecular function: protein binding. The coding region runs from base 95 to 3727 and encodes 1210 amino acids. The transcript is spliced from 11 exons.
UCUAACUGGUGAUGCGGUAGUUUCAUUUAUUUUAUUAUUUAUUCCAAAUAAAAUCCAUUUAUAACCGCUGAAGAUUAAUUUCUAAUUGUGCGCUAUGUUUGAUAUUAAGAAUUACGAGUAUGACUGUACAUCCAAGUGUCACUUUCGGUUACACGGUAAUCAAAUAACGAUGGCGUUAACGAAACGUUCUAUUGAGGAUGAAAAGUUGGCUGCAUAUGUGGCCAAAACUUGUUGCAAUUUUGCUGAUAUUGUGGAUGAUUUAGGUCGCUCCGCAGUACAUAUUGCAGCCUCUGUGGAUCGUUACACAAUAUUGGAAUGGCUUCUCAAUCAGGGUUCAAUUAUAAGUGGCCGCGACUUUGAAUCAGGUAGUACACCACUGCAUCGUGCUAUUUUCUACGGCUGUAUUGAUUGUGCCGUUUUAUUAUUACGUUACGGUGCCAGCUGGGAAUUAUUAGAUGUCGACACUAGAUCGCCACUACAACAAGUGUGUCAUUUGGCUGAUUUCUCUUCCAGUGAAAAUAUACAUUGCAAUGACCUGUUGGUAUGGGGUUCAAAUAAAAACUAUAACUUAGGAGUAAAUAAUGAUCAGGGCGCUGAACCAUUACCGCAAAUGCUGGAAUACUUUCGUAGAGAACAUAUUUGCUUGAUGUCAGUCGCUUUAGGAGCUUAUCACAGUUUAUUCCUGGAUAAAAAAGGCCAGGUAUAUACAGUAGGUCAUGGCAAAGGCGGCAGGUUAGGGACUGGCAAUGAAAAUAGCUUAACUACUCCGAAAAAGGUUAAACUAUCUUUAAAAAACUCUAAUGAGGAAGUGAUUUGUAUCAGUACGUCACGCAGGCAUUCAUUAAUUUUAACUAAUUAUUCACUGGUGUUUGCCUGUGGUCUCAACGAUGAACAGCAGUUGGGCGUUAAAGAUGCCGGCAAUAAGUUGUCAAAUUUCAAAGAAGUCAUAACGCUAAGAGAUAACAGUGUUAAAGGCCUGAUUAAAGUUAUAGCUUGCGAUAGUCAUUCAUUGGCUUAUUCUUUACACAGUUUAUACACUUGGGGAACUAACGUGGGUCAAAUGGGAUUUGAUGCGAACACUAAAAUUAUACCACUGCCUAAGAUGAUGAAAUUACCACCAAAAACCAAUAUACACCAAGUUGAUGCUAACAAUGCCGCCACUGUAGUCUUAACUGAAGACAAUCUGAUCUUAUUGUUUCACAAUUAUAAAAUGAAAACUAUUAAAGCACCUAAUUAUGAAUCGUUGAAAAGCAUUUCGGUAAUACAGGGCGAUCGGGGAUCAGUGGGUGCUUUGAAGUUGUUAUUGCUCACCCAAACUAACGUAGUCUUCCUAUGGUAUCAGCUAACGCAAAACUUUUACAGAUGCACAUUUUCUAAUUUUCGGUUGUCUCAAAUUGACAAAAUUUUAUAUAAAGCCAAUCAAGUAUUGAUCAUGUCUCAAGGUAAUGUUUAUAAGGGCAAAUGCCAACAAGUGUCCAUGCCUUCAUAUUACAAUGAAGACGUAGUCAGAAAUCAUAAAGAUUUAGCGAAUAUUUGGAAUCGAAAUGAUCAUCGUUCUGCAGAAAUGUCUAAGGAGUUUAUGAUACGAAUUGAUUUGCAGCCUGUAGCCAAUAUUGAUCGUGUUGUUGAUAUAUUUUGCGAUGACGAUUUCGCCUCAUUUGCUGUACUACAAGAAUCUCAUAUGAAAUAUUUCAAAUUACCAACUCUAAAACAAGAGGAAUACACAUUUAAGAAACUUUACAAUGGGAUUUCCGAAUAUGACAGCGUUCACGAUAUUGUAUUUCAUGUAGAUGGAGAUAAGUUUCCCGCACAUAAGUUUAUAAUAUAUGCACGAGCACCCGGCUUAAAAGCAAUUAUUUCAAAAAAUGGAAACAAAGAAAUUUAUCUAAAUUUUCCGCAGCUUACUGCCAAAAUGUUCGAAAUCAUAAUGAAAUUCGCUUACAAUAAUUACAUGCCAAGUAGAGAAGUUUUAAUGUUGGAUCUUGAGGAUAUUCAGAAUAGUCUGAAUCCUAAUGAACGGCCUGAUAAUUUGACAGACACUCUUACUUUGUUAAUCAAUUUUGUGCAGCUGUUUCAACUAAAUAAUUUUGCAAAAUAUUUAAAAAGUUUUAAUAAAGAAGAAUACUUUGGACCUGAUAUCAAAUCCAAAUACCGUUUCAAUCGUUUGCGUCGAACGGACUUUCCGGAACUUCAUGAUAUCAGUAUAGUUUGCGAAAACAGCGGUGAAAUACUGGCUCACAAAUGCGUGCUUGUUGCGCGUUUGGAAUUUUUUGAAAUGAUGUUUACCCAUACUUGGGCAGAACAGAAUACAAUACAACUCAGCACAGUGCCUUAUGAAUAUAUGGAGGCUAUUAUUGACUUUUUGUACAGUUUGGAUGCGGAACACUUUCGUCGAGAGCAGUAUCGCGAAACUUUUCUUUAUAACAUGAUUGUAUUUUGUGAUCAAUACUUUAUUGAAAAUUUACGCGAAGUAUGUGAAAUUUUGUUAUUGGAGAAGAUUUCUAUCAGAAAAUGUGGUGAAAUGUUAGAUUUUGCUUGCAUGUAUAAUUGUGACGUGCUGAAGGAAGGCUGUAUGGAUUUCAUAUGUCAAAAUAUGUCGAGGGUUUUAUUGCAGAAGAGUUUACAUAACUGUGAACCAGCAUCGCUCAAGUGGAUUAAUGGACAUUAUCGCAAUAUGUUUAAGAAAGUCUUUGACUAUCGGGUGAUUACACCGGACUCCGAAGCAAUAGAUGAAGCGUGGCUAUUGAGUUUUGUAGAGGAUUUUCAAGUUGAUUUGAAUUAUAGAAUGGAUGGGCAAGAGCGAACUAUGAUACAAAUGUUGCUGGAACAAAAAUCUAAAGAUAAACAAUGUAAACAAACUGCACGCCAAUACGAACGGGAGGCUAUCUCAACGAUGAUGAAAUCGUUACAACUGAAUGAAUCAGCCAGAGAAUCAGAAAAGAGUUCUGUUAAAAAAGUUGAGGCAGAUGUACAGGCAUUAUCCAGCGAUCCAGUAAAUUGGAUGAAAGUUGCGGAUAAAAAGGAGCUGAAGAAAAAAUCAAUCUUAGAACAAACUUUGAAGGCUAAUGAGAUUUUAAAAAAAGAGGAUACAUUGAAAAGAGACUUCGUAAAACUUCAGACCGAUUCAAAUAGUGAUUCAAUUUCUUCAUCAUUCAAUACUCCUGAAAAAAUUUUAAAUAGCUCAAAACUUUAUAAUAUUAAUUUGGCUGUCUUGGCAACUUCUCCAAGAGAAAAACUCUCCCAAAAACAACGCAAACGUUUAUUUUCAGAAAGCGUACAGAAUUCGUCUUGUUCGUGGCGUUCUACAAACCAGCAGACAGAAUCGAAGCCUACAACUGCAGUCACUCAACCAAAUGCUUGGGGAACGAUGCCUCAUUCACCUUCAACUUCCUUAUCUGAGGAGAAGGAAACGAUAAAAUCGCCACCUGCAACCGGUAGUUUGAAGGAUCCCACUUCAUUUGCCAAUAUGACACGAGUCAACUCGAAAGUGAAUGAAGCUGCUAACAGUUUUUCUCAAAUAUUAAUUGAAGAAAAACGUCAGCGUAUAUAUUAUGAACGUAUGCGUCACAAAUCCUUGGUUCUUACGCAGAUCGAGGAACAAGCUAUCGUUGAAUUAAGAGAUUUUUACAAUGUGGGUAACUUGAAGGAUGAAAUUAUUACUAUUCAACGGAAACCUCAACCGACACCACCUACAAAUUUUGCGACUUGGAAAAGGGAUUUUAAGUAAAUUUUAACCAUCUUUCCAGUUUAGCAUUAAACAUUUUUUUACUUAUACGUAUUUACUUAAAUGUUACGGUAUACAAGAUUGUAUAUGUAAUAACGAAAAUGGAGCUAAAUAAUCUAUAAGUUUAAUUUAUAAGUUCGAGUUGCAUAUGUACAAUUUAGUAUUAAUUGAAUUUACUAAAAUAGAAAUUAAUGUUUAUUGUAAAAAAAAAACAAAAUAAAAG